AUGGUCCCACAAUUACCUCUCGAGCUUGAACUGCGCAUACUCGACGCCGCGCUGCUUCCCCUCGGUCCUUGUCGCCCCACGGCAACGCGACCUGUAGGAUGCCGUAUCCUCACCUGCGUCCACCGCCGAUGGACGCCAUGGGCUCAGCGCGAGCUCUUCAAGGUCGCGCGCAUCGAGUGCGAGUCGCCGUGGGAUGAUGACGCGGUCGACGGCUUCGUUGAGCGUCUCGAGAAGCAUAGCGGCCAGGCUAUCAGCCGUUUGUGGGUCGACAUCGAGGAAGAGACAACAGAGCCGAUGUGCCUGUUACCACGCCGAUUCAAGGAGGGCUGUCUCGAGGAAGUGUGGGUGUUGGCUUGGGAGAAGUGCGCGAAGGCUUUGUGGGAAGGCACGAGCAUCAAGAAGCUGCACAUCCGCGACAUAGCCGGCGGAUCAGACCUCCUCACGUCUCCCCUUCCGGCCACCCUCACUUAUCUCUCCCUGCACAAAGUCAUCCUCGAAGGCUUCGACGUUGACCUGCCGAGUUUACAAACGCUCCUCAUCUCGAAGGCAGAGAGCGCCCACCUCGUACCUUGGGUCGUUUUCGGCUACAAGACCUUCCGCGUUUUCGCCUGCGUCGGUCGCCCCGCGUACUUCCCCCAUCUCUGCCGCAAUCUCCCCAAAGGCCUUGAGCACUUCGCCUACUACCCAUACAUGACCGGCUACGAGCAUCGGUCGGACAUGAUCCACCGUGAAUCCAACUCCCUCACGCUACCGCCCAAACUCCGCUCGUUCACCUUCGUCCAUGGGCUCUAUGAGGAUGCGGACGAAAUGACGGAGCCUGCCAUGGGAAAGGAGUGUGAGAAGGUCGGCGCCCAAAUGCACGUCGUUUCGAACGAGGAUGCGGACGAGUGGGAUAUGGAGAUGUGGGCAUACUCGCUUGGAGCGUAA
Rhodotorula toruloides NP11 is the source of this 927-nucleotide messenger RNA. RefSeq lists its product as uncharacterized. The coding region runs from base 1 to 927 and encodes 308 amino acids. NCBI's taxonomy places the organism in Eukaryota, Fungi, Basidiomycota, Microbotryomycetes, Sporidiobolales, Sporidiobolaceae. The record is from RefSeq and is a predicted model, not a curated record. The transcript has 2 exons.